Molecule: messenger RNA, 648 nt
Organism: Phaeoacremonium minimum UCRPA7
Lineage: Eukaryota; Fungi; Ascomycota; Sordariomycetes; Togniniales; Togniniaceae
Exons: 1
Coding region: 1-648 (215 amino acids)
Source: RefSeq, a predicted model, not a curated record
AUGAAAUCGCCGACCAUUCUCCUCCUUUGCAAGAUGAUCAAGAACGAGUGCAUCCACAUCCUGCGGUCUCGGCCCUUCAUCAUUGAUCAAAUCCCACCCUGGCUGCCCGGCGCUCUCCGACCAAUGAAGCUCUUGGGUUUCGUCGGUAGACAAACGCUCCGUAAUCUCCGGUAUAUCGACAUUCGAAUUGCCCUGGGAGAGGGUAUAGGGAGCGGUUGGGUCUGGAAGGACAUUCUGCAAGAGAUUUUCGAUGCUCUCCACGACGAGAGCCACUUUGUCACAAUGCGAAUCAUGAUCAAGCGCUGCAAUGUUAGCAAUGCCUCCCUAUGGGACUUCGAGGAGCAGAACAAGUACCUGCAGAUCAAGGAUAUGAUUGCUUGCUUCGAAAAGGCUGCCCCGAAUGUCUGGACCCCUGGGCAAGUGAUCGUGGAGGAUUGGGUUGUGCAGGGUCGCCGGGCAAGAAGAGUUAUGUCACAUGUCCCCGAGGAUGGUAGGCUUAGCAUGAACGCCCCUGGCGGAAAUGUCGCUGAUAUUUGUGCAGAGCAAGAGAUGUACUACUAUCCGAACAGAGACAUAUGGCCCGGAUCUAUGCUGGAGUUCGUCCAGCCCAGUGAUCCAGUCCAGCGCAGACCUUCAAUCGGGAACUAA